CUGGGUUGACUGGAAGAGAUCUCUUUUAUAAGUCCACCUUUGCUCACUUUCUGUUAAUCUAAUCUUUCUGAUGUAUUUUAUUUGGUAAAGAAUAUAUUUAAUUACCCAAUGUUUUUUUUACUUUAUUAAGCCUUUUAAGAUACCAGUACAAUACCACAAAUUCGUCGUCCAUCGUGCACAGUGGUCUGAAUUCGACUGAGAAAUACCUCAAGUACAAAUGACGGGCUCUUAUGAUGACGUCAAACGAAUAUCGAAUUUCACGUGCUCAGUAAAAUUCAACGCCUCGAAUGAUAAAUGGAAUCUGAUGGACAACAUACGAUUGAUCGUCAAAUACAAUAAUUUUGAAAAAGAGUACACCUCGCCAAGCAAACUUGAGAAUGCCACUUUUACAGAUGCUUUAGCUCCUAUCUCAGAAGACAGAGAAGUUUUCUGCCGAUCUCUGUUCCACAAUACAGCGACAGACCAAUAUGUCUAUUCUUUCUCCAACGCGGUGAUCUUGAACAAAAUGGAUCAGAAAACUAUUGAGAUGACAGAAAAUAGAACUGAUCGCGUGACUAUAAUUACAAACCAUAGCAGUACUUUUUUUAAUAUUGGCGACGUCGUUUAUUAUGUUUGUGAAUCAAGUAAUUUUACCGAUUCGACAAAACUGUCUGCGUUGCAACGCAACUCUAAAGAAAUGUUAGAAAGACAACUUGCUGCGAGUGAGAUUCCUUCGCCAACCCUAGCCUUUAAAUUAAAUGUCAACGGCACUGAUCAUUGUACAGAAAUAUUCUGCCGUGCACGAACUGAUGUAGGCUUGAACAUCCUAUCUACGAGACUUUUGGUGCAAGUGAAAAUUGACGGAGUCGUUAAGGAGUGCAUGCCUACAAAAGAACAUGUAUCUCCGGCCCUUGUGUGGUACAUUGUAGGAGGCAUAGCUGUUUUUGCAUUGGUGCUGGUAGGUGUGUUGUACGGUAUACGCGAUAAGGGGGAAAAAAAUUUGUGAAUUUAUAUCUAAUGUAAGUUUUUCUAUUCGACUACGAAAAAUGGCAAGUUAAGCUCAAUCUCAAUCUUAAAUCAUCUCUAUGUAAGCAAAAUACACUUGAAA
Messenger RNA from Hyposmocoma kahamanoa, 1087 nucleotides. RefSeq lists its product as uncharacterized. NCBI's taxonomy places the organism in Eukaryota, Metazoa, Arthropoda, Insecta, Lepidoptera, Cosmopterigidae. The transcript has 5 exons. The coding region runs from base 218 to 985 and encodes 255 amino acids. The record is from RefSeq and is a predicted model, not a curated record.